AUGAUAAUCAAAACAUGUCUACAUGAUAUUAUAUACUACGGAAAAGGCUUUACAAUUUCCGGGUUCUUCAUCCUUUUUUACCCAGCUUCACACCUUUGGAUGCCACUCCAAACGCAUGUGGUUCGAAUCCUGCCUCUCCCAAGUAUACUUCGUAUUUUUCAAAUAGAGGCUGGGACCCAAGCCCCAAAAACCACAAUAUCUCUGGGGGCACGUAGUGCUUGUCGGAUUCUUUUUCCGUUUUUUGCAUCGAGUCGAUGUUCGCUUUCGAUUUCUUUUUGACCGAUUGUUCCCAAUUAAGCUGC
Messenger RNA from Marchantia polymorpha subsp. ruderalis, 302 nucleotides. NCBI's taxonomy places the organism in Eukaryota, Viridiplantae, Streptophyta, Marchantiopsida, Marchantiales, Marchantiaceae. The record is from the annotation of a GenBank genome assembly.